CCUCUACUUGAACUUAAAUUGUUGAACAGAAAGUGAGAGAAACCUGCAGAGAAAAGAGAUCUUUGUUCCUGACAACAUUUACUAAUUCCUCCAAUCCAUUCAUUCCUAUAUUUGAUCUAUUUGAUUCUACUAGCAAUUGCAGCUUUGAUCUUCAAUCUUUCUUUUGAAAUAUCAUCAUAACUAAGCCUUAGUCCAGAUGAGUACUACACCACCUCUAGCAGUCUCUCUUCUUCUUCUUCUGUUCCUUCUCCUUCCGCAGGCUCAAGGGAUCCGAUUGGAGAAAGGAUUUAUCUCAGUUAAACAACAAAACAAGAAUAUUCAUGAGGAUAGUACUGUUUUAACCAAAAAAAGUGAAAGCACUGCAGCUUCUGGUGUACUCAGAAAAGAUUGUGGACAUGAUGAUCACUGCUCAUCAUCAGGAAGCAGUAGAAAACUAAUAACUGUGAGAUCUUCUACCACCACUUCAAAGAACGAGAAGAAUAUUGUUGGCAAGCAAAUUGGGAAUCCGAAAGCUGAGGAGGAGGUUGCAACCACCCGACAACAAUAUCCAAACCUCAUAGACCUGACCGAAAUGGAUUAUUCUCCGGCCAGGAAAAAACCUCCGAUACACAACUGA
This is a messenger RNA of Fragaria vesca subsp. vesca, 616 nucleotides long. RefSeq lists its product as uncharacterized. The transcript has 5 exons. Bases 197 to 616 code for a protein of 139 amino acids. NCBI's taxonomy places the organism in Eukaryota, Viridiplantae, Streptophyta, Magnoliopsida, Rosales, Rosaceae. The record is from RefSeq and is a predicted model, not a curated record.